GCUGACAGUCGCUCGUGAAAAGUACGCGGUCGUCCGACGGGGUUGCCAGGCCAGCGGGAAUUAAAAGCUGUAUUAGCUCCGAGGGGAAAGCAGAAGCGAGCGACGAACCGAACAUGGCCACCGAGGGCGGUCUAGCACCGGAUGCUGCUGCAGGCGCGGCACCAGGCGCGGCUUCCGGUGAGAUCGUCGGGGGACCAAGAACGCCUCAACAGACCGCGGCGCAGAAACGGCUGCAGGCGACGCAGGCGCAGGUUGACGAGGUCGUCGACAUCAUGAAAACAAACGUCGAGAAGGUCCUGGAGCGUGAUCAGAAGCUGUCCGAGCUGGACGAUCGAGCAGAUGCGCUUCAACAGGGAGCGUCACAAUUUGAACAACAGGCGGGAAAACUGAAGAGGAAGUUCUGGCUACAAAAUCUGAAGAUGAUGAUCAUUAUGGGCGUCAUCGCGCUAAUCGUGUUGGCCAUUAUCGUCGCGAAAUUCAUGCCAGAAUCGGCGCCACCGCCGCCGCCGCCGUACGCUUAUCCACCGCCUGGCAUACCUGGCCAGGUGCCCGGAGUUCCGCCCGCUGCCCCGGCCCCACCCGCUGGCGGAGCCUCUGGCUCGCAGACCGCCCCCGCAGCGUUUGUCGGUAAACUGACCGGUAUACACGGCGUGAUGUAAAACUUCGACCCACCCGUGAACGCAAUACGAAAUUUUCCAAGUAAAGAAUAAUGUUAAGUAACGAACAGAGAGAACGAACGAUAAAAGAUCGAAGAUAAUGGCCGCCGUAACAGAGAGAGAGGCAUCUGUCCCCAAUUAAUCGUGCAACUAAUAGGUAAUAUCUUCUCGAUCACACACACAUACACACACAAAUACACGAUUUAGAACGGGUAAUCGCGAGCUCUGAACCGCGAGUGGAAUAAACGUUCGAGGAUUUAGAGACAUUGGUUUGAUUGUUAAUAUGUUAACUGCGUCGUCGAUCCUCCGGCGAUCGAGUUAGUUUCAAUUGUAAAUCGUGAUUUCUGUCCUCUUGAUGCGUCUGGAAGCCUCAAGGGACGCGGGCUAGUUCCUUUGAGCAGUUAACGUGUUAAUGGGAUUUCGGGUGGUAUGUCGCGGACCUUUUCAUGGGAGAUGAUCGUCAAUGACUACUGGUUUUUGUAAAUUGGGUAGUAAAGAAUUGUGAGAAAAUGUUUUUAGUUAACCUCUUGAAGGAUACC
Dufourea novaeangliae is the source of this 1195-nucleotide messenger RNA. It is a transcript of the gene nSyb, whose product is annotated as vesicle-associated membrane protein 2. The transcript has 5 exons. Bases 114 to 659 code for a protein of 181 amino acids. Lineage: Eukaryota; Metazoa; Arthropoda; Insecta; Hymenoptera; Halictidae. The record is from RefSeq and is a predicted model, not a curated record. Gene Ontology annotation, biological process: vesicle fusion; vesicle-mediated transport. Gene Ontology annotation, molecular function: syntaxin binding; SNAP receptor activity. Gene Ontology annotation, cellular component: plasma membrane; SNARE complex.